Messenger RNA from Pseudophryne corroboree (corroboree frog), 4383 nucleotides. RefSeq names its product oocyte zinc finger protein XlCOF6-like. The transcript has 8 exons. Gene Ontology annotation, molecular function: DNA-binding transcription repressor activity, RNA polymerase II-specific. Lineage: Eukaryota; Metazoa; Chordata; Amphibia; Anura; Myobatrachidae. Gene Ontology annotation, biological process: negative regulation of transcription by RNA polymerase II. The coding region runs from base 353 to 2389 and encodes 678 amino acids. The record is from RefSeq and is a predicted model, not a curated record.
CCGAAUUAUCGCCCGCCGCCUACAUUCCACAGGGCGAUUUCCUGCGGUCGCCGCUUCAUCGUGGGGAGGCCGCUGCCUGUGUUUCAUCGAAGGGGAAGAAGCAGAGAGGAGGCUCCAUUGUUGUGUCUGAGAGCAGUAGUGAAGGAGAUAUCUGGUGAGCGAGUGACACCCAGUAACUGCCCCUGGGUGUCCGGAAGACUAAGGAGGACCCGGAGCCCAAGUGCCUUCACCUCACUAAAGGACACAAGAGACGAUGAGCAGAAGAUCCUGGAACUCACCAACAAGAUCAUUCAGCUGCUGACUGGCGAGGAGUGGGAUUAUAUAGAGGACACAGGGUCUGUACAAGGACGUGAUGAUGGAGGAUCAUCGGCCCCUCACUUCACUGGAAGUACUCGGUAACAGAGAUACCCCAGGGAGAUGUCCUCAUCCUCUCUUCUCCCAGGACUGUACAGAGGAGAAUUAUAGGACCCCACAGGAGGAUCAGGGUGAAAACCCAACUGAUAUCAAGGCAGAAGAUAUGAAGGAAGAAGAAGAGACAUAUGUGAGCGGUGAUCAGCAGUGUAAGGAGGAGGAAAUCCCUACAGAUAUCAGCACAGAUGGAGCCAGUAACAGAGAUACCCCAGAGAAAUGUCCCCAUCCUCUUUGUUCCCAGGACUGUACAGAGGAGAAUCACAGGAUCCCACAGGAGGAUCAGGGUGAGGGUCUGGCUGAUAUUAAGAUAGAAGAUAUGAAGGAAGAAGAAGAGACAUAUGUGAGGGGUGUUCAGCAGUGUAAGGAGGAGGAAAUCCCUACAGAUAUCAGCACAGCAGGUGCACACAAAAGAAGGAAGAUAUCGGAGGGACAUCUCAUUUUAUCUGCAGAUUUUAAACUAGAAAAUAACAUCAUAGGAGAUUCUCCAGGAGAAACCCCCAUUACCCUAAAUAUACAUCCAGUACAUCACAGUGCAGAUAUAUCUUCUCAUCCCUCUAAUGAUGUGGACUGCUCUACUGAUAAGUCAGAUAUUGUUACACAUAGUACAGCUCAUACAGGUGAUAUAGAUUUUUCCUGUUCUGAGUGUGGGAAGCAUUUCGGAUAUAAAUCAGCUCUUGUUGCACAUGAGAGAUGUCACACAGGUGAGAAACCAUUUCCAUGUUCUGAGUGUGGGAAAUGUUUUACACUGAAAUCAGUUCUUGUGACACAUCAGAGAAUUCACACAGGUGAGAGGCCAUUUUCAUGUUCUGAGUGUGAGAAAUGUUUUAAACAGAAAUCAGAACUUGUUAUACAUAAGAGACUUCACGUAGGUGAGAAGCCGUUUUCAUGUACCGAGUGUGGAAAAUGUUUUGUUGCUAAAGCACGUCUUCUUAGACAUCAGGGAAGUCACACAGGUGAGAAACCAUUUCCAUGUUCUGAGUGUGGGAAAUGUUUUAGAGAUAAAUCUGCUCUUGCUGUACAUCAGAGAAGACACACGGGUGAGAAGCCAUUUCCAUGCUCUGAGUGUUCUAAAUGUUUUAGGCAAAAAUCGCUACUAAUUUAUCAUCAAAAAAAGCAUGCAGGUGAGGAGCCAUUCCAGUGCUCUGAGUGUGGGAAAUGUUUUACACAGAAAUCAGCUCUUGUUUCACAUCAGAGAAGUCACACAAGUGAGAAUCCAUUCCAGUGCUCUGAGUGUGGGAAAAGUUUUACACAGAAAUCAGCUCUUGUUUCACAUCAGAGAAGUCACACAGGUGAGAAUCCAUUCCAGUGCUCUGAGUGUGGGAAAAGUUUUACACAGAAAUCAGCUCUUGUUGUACAUCAGAGAAGUCACACAGGUGAGAGACCAUUUCUAUGUUCAGAUUGCGGAAAAUGUUUUAUACAAAAAUCACAACUUAUGAAUCAUCAAAGAAAGCACACAGGUGAGAAGCCAUUUACAUGUACCGAGUGUGGAAAAUGUUGUACGCAAAAAUCGGACCUUGUUUCACAUCAGAGAAUUCACACAGGGGAGAAGCCAUAUUCUUGUUUUGAGUGUGGGAAACUUUUUGGACAUAAAUCAGCUCUUGUUAUACAUCAGAGAACUCACACAGAGGAAAAGCCGUAUUGUUUAGAGUGUGGGAAAUGUUUUACACAGAAAUCCAGUCUUGUUACACAUCAGAGAAUUCACACAGGGAAGAGCCCAUUUCCAUGCUCUGAGUGUGAGAAAUGUUUUGCAUAUAAAUCAGCUCUUGUUACACACCAGAGAAGUCACACAGGGGAGAAGCCGUUUUCCUGUUCUGCGUGUGGGAAAUGUUUUACACAGAAAGCCAGUCUUGUUACACAUCAGAGAACUCACACAGCGAAAAGCUCAUUUCCAUGCCCCGAGUGUGAGAAAUGUUUUGCAUAUAAAUCAACUCUUGUUAAACAUCAGAGAACUCACACAGGUGAGAAGCCAUUUUGCUGAUGAGUGUGGGAAAUGUUUUACACAAAAACAACUCUUGUAAGACAUUAGAAAUCUCAUUAGGAGAAAAUUAAAUUUUUAUGAGUUGAUAUAUGCAACUGUCACAUGGACACUAACUAUUGUAAAAGAUGUUGAUAGUAAUGUAAAUUAUAAACAUUAACAAACUGUAUAUCUGAUGGCUUGAUGACAUCACUGAGUUAUGUCACAUAAUCCAAACAUUGUAAUCACUAUCCACAGACACACGUGGAAUUAAUGUAGAUCAUCAACAAAAGCCUGGAGAACAGAACACUGAACUUAUUGCAGUUUCCUAAUUCUAUUGCAGAGCCGAAUCACUCUCCACAGUAAUUAUAGACCAAGGGCCUAAUUCAGUUGCUGUGAAAUCACAAACGGACGCUUUUUAGCCAGCUGCGCAUGUGCAGAGUACGCAGCGCGUGUGUGCGGGCAUUCACAUAGCGAUCGCAUCCCAGAAGGAUAUCACUAUGUGAUUGACAGAUAGCGAACGUUCGGGGGCAUCGACAUGGCUUUGAUGGGCAGGGCACAAGAAAGGCAGGCGUGUCAUGUCCGUUUUCAGGGCGGCCCGAUGAUGUCACCUGCGUUUCCUGUGAUCAGAAACAUGGCGCCCUUUGCAGCCUGGCUGCGCAGGCAUGGGGCUACCCUUAUUCUUUUGAUUUCUGCGAUGCAAUUGCAAUUAUAUUGUGAGCACAGCGCAGGGCAGCGUUUUUCAUCCUGGGCGGCCCCCAGGAUGAGAUUUUUGCGAUUUAGCAAAAACUUCUGCUGGUGCUGAAUAAGUCUAAGUCUCCAUCUGUUAUGGGCUUAGUAUAUGGUCUUUUUCAUGAAAAUGAGAACAAAUCUCCCAUAUGAGACACUGUAAAAAAAAAUCUGUUUAUCGAGUUUUCAACAUAGGUUGACAAGUUUAAAUUAUAGCUCUUUCUCAUAAAAAAAUAACAGGCUCUUUAUAUGGAGUUGAGCUGACUUAUAAAGUAGAAAGUUUAGUUUACAAAACAUUGGUGGACUUUGCUUGUCACAUGUACAUGACCAUUAAUUUUUUUAUUUAUGGGGCAGAUGUAUUAAGCCUGGAGAAGUGAUAACGUGGAAGGUGAUAACGCAUCAAUCAUCUCUUAACUGUCAAGUUACUGCCUCGGUUUGAAAAAUGAUAGGAGCUGAUUGGUUGGUGCGUUAUCUUCCACUUUAUCACUGCUCCAGGCUUAAUACAUCUGCCCCUGUGUUUUGUUUGUUAUAACGGAGAAAUAUAUUUUUUGGUUUACCUAAAAAAUAAACCUAGUUAGGCAUUGUGAUAUUACAUCCAUCUUUAGAAAAAAACUUUCUCGUGUUGUUUUAAAAAAAAUUGUUAUGUUAAAACUUGUACAAAUGUCCCGUAUGUGACAGUGGAAUGGCCUAUAUGUCAACACCAUAAUGUCGACGCAUUCAGAAUGUUGCAUGGCUACAGUUCUGCUAAAGGCAAAUCCUAAGCCAAAUUUCAGCAUGUCAAUAUUUUGACUGUCGACAUUCAUAUCUCUAAUUUUAUAGAGGUUCCUAAGUAUUAUACAAACCCAGAAAUAAGAUGGAGUUAUAACGUGGGUCUGAGGGCACUUAUUACAUUGAAGUUGUGAAAUGGUUCAUAUAAUAACCUCUGCAAUCUGUUGCAAUUAAUGGGAAGCAUUUAACAUGCUGUAAACGAGUAGGCCUACAGUGAAUUGCAAUUUUGUGGCUACUAUUCUACAGACGUGCCAGUUUUAUACAGGUAUGUGCAUGGGUAAAAAUGUUUUCUCUUUAUGAGGGGAUCUAAGUGGAUCUAGCCUCCAUGUUGGUUUUUCUGGUUAGUGGGUGUCUGCAGGACCCUUCCCCCUGCAAAAUGACUAGGAUUUAACAUUUGCUUAGAGUUGGUCAGGCCUCGGCCUGUAUAUGUAAAUAGGAUGCGUUUUUUACCUUCCUGGCGCAUUUUAUAUAUUAAAAAAAAUGUGGGUGUCAGAGGUUUGUGAAAGUUUUUUAUGGUGAGA